AGAUGAUCCGGAUCGUGUUGUUUGUGUUGCAGGUGUCGGACGGAUGAGGAAGUAGCUCCACUGGUACGUGCGCUGAAUCGGACAGCGACACGCGAAUUCGUUUUUCCCUGGAGCGGCAGCAGUCAUGAAGCUUCGCCUGCACUUCGUGGUGGACCCUAUGGGCUGGCUGUGCAUCAGCAUGGUGUUCGGGAUCUGGCUCUACAACACUUUCUUUAUUCCCAAACUGGUUCUACUUCCACACUACAAUGAAGGACACAUCCCGUGGGCCAUAGUUGUUUGCUAUUACAUAGCAUCAGCGCUCUGCGUCUUGGCCCUGUUCAGAGCUUCCACAGCAGAUCCUGGGCGUCUUCCGGUGGACCCCCACAUACCUCACUCUGAGAGAGAGCAUUGGGAGUUGUGCAAUAAGUGCAACUUAAUGAGGCCGAAAAGGUCGCACCACUGCAGUCGCUGUGGCCACUGUGUGCGCAGGAUGGACCACCACUGUCCUUGGAUUAAUAACUGCGUUGGAGAAGAUAACCACUGGCUCUUCCUGCAGCUGUGUUUCUAUGCUCAGGUCCUCAGUUUAUUCACAUUGGUGCUGGACUUCUGCCAGUACUAUUACUUCCAGCCGCUGACAGAACUAGACCAGGAGAAAUUUACAACACGCCAUGAACUGGCUCUGCUGAGAGUGUCAGCACUCAUGGGUGUGGUCAUGUUCGGUGGCAUGUCCAGCUUGUUUUACACCCAAAUAACGGGCAUCCUUUCUGAUAUGACCACCAUUGAGAAAAUGGCUCAGUUCACAAAUGAAAUAUAUGGCGUUAAGAAAUCCUGGCAGUGGGCGCUGGCUGAAGUUUGCGGUACUCGCUGGAAACUCCUGUGGCUUCUCCCUCUCCGAAGCAGACAGCCGCUCCAGGCCGGCUACCACUUCCGCACUCAUGUGUAAGCUGGUCCAGCGCCUCCUACCUGCACAGAUGGUAGGAGCCGCCAUGAUGAAACACUGUACACACACUUAAGAAUCCAUCUGCUCACCUUCAACGUCCUCCUUUGUGCAAUGAGAGCAGGGCAGCGGUUUGUCAGUGGAUGCCAGAAGCUUUUUUGUUUUGUUUUUUCAAGGCCCAGACUGGCAGUAGACAGGGUCAAGAAACACCUUUGGGAGCGACAGGAAUCUUUUUUUUUUACCCACUGUGACUGCUACUUUUAGCAAUUGGAAACCACUUUUAAUGGCUAAUUGCAUCAGAAGGAUGGAAGUCUUCACCUGAAAGCUGCUGGCAAAAGAGACCCCUCUCAGGUUACCUAAUAAAGAGCCUUUACUACUGACCUUUAAUCAACCACCGACAGAACUUGGGUAACUUCAGUGUGUCUAUUAGGAAGGCAUUUUUUUAUGUAUCGGGUUUGUGCCUUGUUUCUUUUAGCGUUGUUCUUUUUUUAUCGGUGACACAUGAGCAGUGUUUUUGCUUUAUGUCUUCUGAUUAGUUCCACUUUCUUGUGAAGGGAUCUGCACUACUUUAGUUCAUUUGAAGAUUCUUGAAUGUUUUCCUGCAUUGUUCCACAAGCAUUUUAUGUACCAAGUGUUGUUUAAGGAAGCAUGGCCACAGAACAAAAUUGAAUGCUGAUAUGUGAUAAUUGUGCGACACACGACCAGCUGGGUGUGAAGAUGAGAAACCACUUAGUUAUAGCUUGGUAAAAACGUGUUCAAAAUUAGAAAUAAGCUCUUACAAUCAGUCUUAGGCUGUAUAUAUCAUAGUUAAACCUGCUGUAUAAUAGAGUUUAACAUUCCACAGCCAGUUAUUGUCGUGACCUGAUCAUAACUUGAUGUUAAAUUCUUACUGAAGGGGUUUGAGUGUCACAUAAUGUCUUCAAAGGUCAUUUAAAUCAGUCUGGUUAAAUCUUAAAGAAGUAGUUCACUGUUGUGGGAAGUACACUAAAUCCUCUUUUUGCUGAUAAUUCGAUUAGAAAAUCGAUGCCACUCUGUACACUAAUAUUAAAACUACAUCUAGGAGAUGGUUAGCUUAGCUUAGCAUCCGAACCUCAGCACCUAUAUAACCAAAACAUGUUUAUUUUACACAAUUUUUGUAAAUAUUCAAUGACUGAGAUAUAAUUAAUAGUAAGCUUUUUAGUGACAGGAUUUCAUACAUUUGAACAGAUCCAAGAUAAUUUAUUUCCUAUUUUAUAAUCUUAAUGCUAAGCUAAGGUUAUCAUAGCUUCACAUUUACUGACUAGACAUGAGAACGGUAUCAAUUUUCUCAGCUUUUUUCCCAUAAUGUCGACCUGUUCUUUUAUAUCUGUGUAUUUAUCUUGAAGGUUGCUGGUUUGUGAGGUACACCAGCACUAUUUUGUUUUGUACACUAAAUAUGGAACUACAGCUAGCAACUGGUUAGCUUAGCGUACCAAAAAGGGGCGAAAGUAAACAAGCAAACAAACAAACAGAAACACUAUCUGUAAAAAUACAGCCUGCCUAUUUUACAUUAGGUAUGGAUUAAAAGAAUGUGCUAAAACAUAAUCAGUAGUGAGCUUUAGGUAAGAACAUUUUCUGCUUUUUGAACAGCUUCUUCAUUUUAUAAUGUGAAUGCUUAGCUAGGUUAGUGGGCUGCUGGCUGUAGCUUCCUGAGAUGUUCCGUUAUAUCAGUCCUUUUAUCUUAAUAUUUGCUGGUUUGUAAGGUACACUAGCUCACUUAUUUACUGAGAACUCAAUGAGAAGACUGAUACCACUUUUAUGUUUGUACACUAGAUGUAAAACUACAGCUAGCAGCAUGUUAGCUUAACAGAGGAAAAAGAGUUUAAAAACCCAUGUAAAACCCCAACCUGCCUUUUUUUUUUUAACUUUUUUAAAACAGGUUUUUGUAUGGAUUAAAAGAAUGAGAUUAAACCUGAUAAGUAGAGAGCUUUUAGUAUGAGAAUUUUCUUAGAUUUGAACAGAGCCAAGCUAGCUCAUUCAUCAUUUUAUAGUCUUAAUGCUAAGCUAAGCCAAACAUGAGAAAAACGAUCAAUCUUCUGAGACUGUUUCUCACAAUGUAGACCUUUUUUCUUUCAGCCAUUUUUAUCUUAAAAGACUAGCUUGCUGUUUUAGAACAUACAAUAACUAAUUUCUUUGCUGAGGACUGGCUGCUGGUUAGCUUAGCUUAGCAUAGGACUUAAAUGACAUGAAGAACAAACACAAACUAUAAAACUGCAACUUGUCGAUUUUAUCCUUUUUUAUUCUCUGUUUUUUGAGUGGACUAAGCAAAUAAGAUUUUAAAUAAGCAGUUAACUUUUGCUAAGAACAUUUUCUCACCUUUAAACCAAGCGACUCCACUUUUAUACUCUAAUCGCUAAGCUAAGCUUGUAAGCUGGUAGUAGCUUAAUAGUUACUCAAUAUGAGAAUGUGUCAAUUUUGUCAACUCACUCCACAACAAAAAUGGAAAAAAAGUGCAUUUCCCACAAUGCCGAGCUAUUCCUUUAAACCACUCUGUUAGCAGAAAUCCUCUGUAUCAACCAUAGCACUUACAGUGCACCAUAUUGGCACGAAUAACUUGAAUAUAUGUCUUUAUUUUAUACUGUUGACAACAUCAUUUGUAAUUUCUAUGUAUCAUUUUAGCUGUCAUAUUUAUGUCUGAACAAGUGACUUUAUAAAUGCAUAUCUUUGAUUAAUACAGCAGAUUAGUCUGCUUGUGGUGACAUGAAGCAAGUUCACACUUGACACAACACUGCAAAAUUAUUUAUCGUGGUUUUGCUGUAAUUCUGUGAAACAAUUUAGAGAUUUGAUUGAAUUCCUGAACAGGAUACUUAAGGGGAUGAUAAUAAUAUUAGCAUUGUGUGGUUGUCAUUGUCUAUAAUACUCGGCAAUCUCUUAGUUAAACCUGUAAACAAAGCUUAUCGCGUGUGUGAGAAAUGUUAUAAUAUCCAAAUAGUGCCUGUCUAGGUCUUCUUUUUACUCUCACAGUUGAUCAUCAUCCUCGUUGUGUGGUCCCCAUACAAGCCAAAGACCAGGGGAAACGUUGCAAUAGUCAGCAAGUAUCCUGUAAAUGCAUGCUCCACCAAACUUCUGAUGGUAGCGGUUUAAUAUUAUGCACUGAAUUUCACAUUAGCACACAGUCUCAUUUACUGCAUCAGUGGUACUCGUGAAAGGAGGUCCUCACUUGAAGUUAUUUGAUUUGCCGUGUGUGGUUUGUAUAGGUUGCAUUUGCAUGAGUGUUUGCUGAUAACUUGAUAUUCAGGUUUUUGGAUGUUUGUGUGAAUUUUUUUUUUAUAUUUAUGUGUGGUGGUGGGGUUGAUCGGCACUAAAAAAAUGGUGAUACGAAAUGAACAUUCACAAUUUCUUCUCUUAUAGGUUUUGAAAGCAAUAAGCGUUGUCGGUAAAGCCAUCCGUAUCGUUCCAAAAGUCGUGAAAAUAUGAUGUUCUGUGACAUUUGUUAAGCGGUGGAUGGGUUUCAUUCAUUACUCACAAACCUGAGAUUACCUGAUUAAAGUAUGUGUCAGUACUUUAGUUUCCUCUGCCAAGAUUACUGCAGCUACGCAACAUAUUUUCAAUUAACAACAUGCCGACAGCUCAUGUUGUUAAUGAAGGAAUAACAGGAAGACUUGAGUUAAUUUGAUUUGAAUCAAAAGCUGCAGGAAACCGAAGGUGUGAACAUUUCUGAGAGGCUGUUUCUUAUUCACAUCGCCUCACUGCCUGGCGUCCCCCAGGACUCUCUGUUUGGAUCUGUGCAUUUUGUGCACUUGGUUCAUUUGCUCUAUUUUUUUUUAAAUGUGUUUUUAAGCUGUAUUUAUGUUUAAUUCUGACCUCAACAACUGGAACAAUUAUGUUUUGUGAAUUAAAUUAAUACACUAUAAACAUGUUACCGAUUUGUGUGUAGAAUGCCUCUGAGAAAUUGCCAAUUUAUUAUUUUACAAAUCUAUUAAUUGUGAUUAUAGAAAAUAUAUAGGUAUUCAUAUUCAAAUAAAUUAGAUUCUGAAUAAGUUUGAGCUGA
Messenger RNA from Acanthochromis polyacanthus (spiny chromis), 4925 nucleotides. RefSeq names its product zinc finger DHHC-type palmitoyltransferase 21 (gene zdhhc21). The transcript is spliced from 8 exons. Gene Ontology annotation, biological process: protein targeting to membrane; peptidyl-L-cysteine S-palmitoylation. Bases 125 to 922 code for a protein of 265 amino acids. Gene Ontology annotation, cellular component: endoplasmic reticulum; Golgi apparatus. The record is from RefSeq and is a predicted model, not a curated record. Lineage: Eukaryota; Metazoa; Chordata; Actinopteri; Pomacentridae. Gene Ontology annotation, molecular function: protein-cysteine S-palmitoyltransferase activity.